Messenger RNA from Harpegnathos saltator (Jerdon's jumping ant), 706 nucleotides. RefSeq names its product cyclin-dependent kinases regulatory subunit. The record is from RefSeq and is a predicted model, not a curated record. The transcript has 4 exons. NCBI's taxonomy places the organism in Eukaryota, Metazoa, Arthropoda, Insecta, Hymenoptera, Formicidae. Gene Ontology annotation, molecular function: cyclin-dependent protein serine/threonine kinase regulator activity. Bases 113 to 391 code for a protein of 92 amino acids.
UUGUAAUUACGUUAAGUAACUGGUGUACAGAAAGCAGUUAUAAAAAUUAAUCAACCAUUGGUAUAAGAAAAGUUACUUUUUAGUUUUGUUUUUUUUCUUACUCUAAAACAAAAUGCCAGUGGAUCAGAUUCAAUAUUCUGAAAAAUAUAAUGAUGAUAAAUAUGAAUACAGGCAUGUGAUAUUACCACAAGAUAUAGCCAGGCAUGUCCCAAAGACUCAUCUCAUGACAGAAACUGAGUGGAGAAAUUUAGGAGUUCAACAGAGUCCCGGAUGGGUCCAUUAUAUGAUGCAUGGACCAGAGCCACAUGUUCUAUUAUUCCGUAGACCGAGGACUGAUCUGGAGGCACCUAGGUGUAUUCUACAGACAGAAGAAAUUAAUACUUGUUGUUAAAUAUAAUUAAAAGUAAUGAUUACACGUAAGAUUACAAAUUAGUGUAAAUAAUGUUAGAUAGGCAAGAGCUAGUUAUAAGCAUGGAUAUCAUUUUUCAUUUUUGUCUACAUAAUUUAUAUUUAUAUAUGAAGUAUAAUGUACAAAUAUUUUAAAAUUAACAUAUAAGAGAAAAAGGAUACAAACAAUAUGCUCGACGUUAUAAGUAUCUUCAGAUGACGAAAGAAAAAAUACUUUGAUAUAAUAUAUGGCAAUAUUAUAUCUGUGUAUCUAUCAUUAAUUGUUACAACUAUUAAAAUAAUUCAAGGACAGCAAUAU